CGGGAGCCUGGGCCCCAGGCUGCGGCGGCGGCGGCGGCGGCAGCGGCGGAGGAGAGGGCGUGCGGUCCGGCCGGGCGCGAUGAGCGGGGCCGGGGCGGCCGGCUCGGUGCGCGGGCUGCGGGUGGACGGGCUGCCCCCGCUGCCCAAGAGCCUGAGCGGGCUGCUGCACUCGGCGUCGGGGGGCGGCGCGUCGGGGGGCUGGCGGCACCUGGAGCGGCUGUACGCGCAGAAGUCGCGCAUCCAGGACGAGCUGAGCCGCGGGGGCGCAGGCGGCGGCGGGGCGCGGGCCGCCACGCUGCCGGCCAAGCCCCCCAACCUGGACGCCGCGCUGGCCCUGCUGCGCAAGGAGAUGGUUGGCCUCCGACAGCUGGACAUGUCCUUGCUCUGCCAGCUGUACAGCCUCUACGAGUCCAUCCAGGAAUACAAGGGAGCGUGCCAGGCAGCGUCCAGCCCAGACUGCACUUACGCCCUGGAGAACGGCUUCUUCGAGGAGGAGGAGGAGUAUUUCCAGGAGCAGAGCUCCCUCCGCGAUGGGAGGGAGCGAGGCCCCCCAAGGGACCUGUCACUGCCCGUCUCCCCGCUCCCUAGCGGUGACUGGAUCCUGGAGUCCAUCUAAAGGACUUGGGAGGGAGGCGACUGUCAGCGUGUACUUCUCCUCUGCUUCCCCUUUGUGGGCGGUCCUUGGGCCUGUGGGACCAGCGCUGCCAGUUUAAUUUGCAGGCAGGGACAUCUGACUGGGUGCAGGGCCGCGGUCUGUUUGGAGAGCCACUUUCUGCUGGGGUGACCUGUGGUCAAGGAUUUAUACUGAGAGCAUAACGAGAGGAUCCCUGGAGAAGACCUUCUCGGGUGUUUUGUGCAAGAUGAGAGGACUUGUAUGUAGCUAGCUACUUUCUUACAGAUAGGGUUUGCCUCCAGUUUGCAGUGUAUGAGAGCUAACAUUUCGCUGCCGCCCUUCUUCAGUACGCUCGGCAGCCUUUCUUGCUGUUUCAUGAGCUUUGAAGCCACUUGGGUAAGCUUUAUUUAUUUGUAAGCUGCAUUACUAACUGUCCAGGUGACUCAGUAAAAGCUUUGUACUGAGCAAGUGAACAUUUCAGGUCACACCAAUCAAGAGAACUGCAUUCUCUUAACCUGUCAACAAAUGUGGGUACAUUCUUUGUCCAUCAGAUAUGGGAGGAAGGAAGAUAGGACAGAGAUACCUCGAGUGGGGAAAAAAACUGGAGCAAGCUAUGUUUGGUAUCAGUUACUGUAAGGUGGUGAGCAUUUUUGGUUUUAAAGAUUCUGAAUGUCAGCUAGUGUGUUAGAAAGCAAAGUCUUCCACUCAAAACGGUGAUCACCUUAAGCCUUACUAUAUUUAUUAAAGUCUUUUAUGAACAUGUUACACUUUGUAGGUUGCAAGCGAGGAUAAAAUGCUAAACUGUCUGUGGUCGUGUAUCGAUAUUACUUUGGUCUGAAUUAAAAAUCGUCAACUUCCGUAA
Hippopotamus amphibius kiboko is the source of this 1475-nucleotide messenger RNA. RefSeq names its product family with sequence similarity 89 member A (gene FAM89A). NCBI's taxonomy places the organism in Eukaryota, Metazoa, Chordata, Mammalia, Artiodactyla, Hippopotamidae. The transcript is spliced from 2 exons. The record is from RefSeq and is a predicted model, not a curated record. Bases 80 to 616 code for a protein of 178 amino acids.